AUGGCUGAUAGCCAAUUGAAUUUCGUCGAUUUUGAUGCGCAAGUAUCAACAAAAGAUCUGAGUUGCGACUCAGCUUCAUUCCUCUGGCUUGCUCUACUCAAAGAUGUACUCAUUGAACUUCCUCAUUAUGAACACCAUAUAACCAAUGAACAUAACGAGGCAUCAGCGAAACAAGAAAUGGUUAAUCAACUACAAUUCUAUGAUUGUAAAGAAAUGGCUGUUUAUCUAUAUUCAAAAGAUGCCUGCAUUCAUCAGCCGAUCAAUAUUGCUUUACGAACAAAGGAUGUUGAUGCAUUAGUCAGUUAUCGCUACUUUAUUUCUCAUCUCUGCUCGGAUUUGACUGAUAGGUGCACCAAGUACCAUCAAGACCAUCCACACUCAUCUGCAUUUCAUGUUUACCGUGGUCAAAUACUAUCUGCAAAGGAAAUCGAUCGACUGCGAACUAAUAUUAAUAAUCUCAUCGCAAUGAAUGGUUUUUGUGCAACGAGUCGCGACAAAACAAUGGCUGUUAAAUUUGCUCGAAAUGUUCUAUUUGACAUUAAAGUUGAUCUUGAGAAACAUCCAGCGCUGAUCUUUGCAGAUAUUGCUCACCACAGUCAAUUCGAGGAAGAAAAAGAAGUGCUAUUUGACCUUUCAACAGUAUUUCGUAUUGAGAAGGUUGUCGACGAAAAUGACUCAUUGACGUGCAUUUACUUAUCAGCCAGCAGCGAAGGUCGCGAACUUGUCGAUAUAUACUUGACAUUACAACGUGCUGAGAUGCCUGAAUUCAAUUUGGUCAUGAUGUUCGGCCGCCUUCUCUGCUUUAUGGGAGAUUACGCCAAAGCCCAUAAGUAUUUUACAUAUUUUCUUGAGAAUAGUGGGGAAGAUAAGCCAAGUUUACAUCACAAUCUUGCUUUUGUUCAUGACAAACAGCAGAACUUUGACGAAGCUCUUCAACAUUACGAAGAAGCAUGUUCUCUGUUGCAACAAGCCGAUCCACCAAGAGUCCAGGAGUUGGCUGUAACACUCAACAAUAUGGCAGCUGUCUUUUCACAGCGUGGUGAACACGAACAAGCUUUACACUAUUUAGUCGAUUCAUUGGCAAUCCUAAAGGAAUUUCAUACUGCCGAUCAUAUUGGCAUUGCUGGUGCCUACAAUAAUUUGGGUAAUGUUUAUCGUGAUCUUGGUGAAUUCGAAACAUCUUUAGAGAAUCAUCGACUGGCUCAUGAGAUGUAUAAACGAGUUGGUCUGCCGGCCAUUCAUCCAGAUAUGGCUGAUUGUAUUCAAAACCUGGCCAUGGCUCAUCAUAACCUGGGUGAAUUCGACGUAGCACGAACGCUGUACGAGGAAGCAUUAGCAAUACGACGACAAUGUCAGUUGGGAACUCACCCAGACAUUGCUUCGAAUCUCAACGAUAUCGGAUAUCUUUUAUGUGAUGCAGGACAAACCGAUGAAGGUUUCACAUAUUUCGAAAAAGCAUACGAAUUACGCACAGCCAAUCAAGGUACUAGUCGAGUCGAUCUUGCCGAUAGUUUCAAUAAUAUGGGCGUUGUCAAUCGUCAUCGAGACAAUCUAGCCAGUGCUAUUGAGUUUUACAUACGAGCUUUGACUAUCUAUGAGGCGGCAUUGCCGCCCGAUCACGAGAUUAUUGCAAACACGCGAAACAAUCUUGAACUGGCAAAAGGUUUAGAAUUAUCAAUGAAGUCGAAUAACCAACCGCAGUAA
This is a messenger RNA of Rotaria socialis, 1704 nucleotides long. Lineage: Eukaryota; Metazoa; Rotifera; Eurotatoria; Philodinida; Philodinidae. The record is from the annotation of a GenBank genome assembly.